Messenger RNA from Telopea speciosissima, 737 nucleotides. RefSeq lists its product as uncharacterized. The record is from RefSeq and is a predicted model, not a curated record. The coding region runs from base 170 to 631 and encodes 153 amino acids. The transcript is spliced from 2 exons. Gene Ontology annotation, molecular function: DNA binding. NCBI's taxonomy places the organism in Eukaryota, Viridiplantae, Streptophyta, Magnoliopsida, Proteales, Proteaceae.
UUAAGUUACUGAAUUCUAAAUCUCAUGCGUUAUUGGAAAUUAGAAGAGGAUAUUGCCUAUUAACAUGUUGAUGUGAAUUAGAACUCCAAUUCUAUUUUGGGAUGAAAUAUGAUUUUGUCAUGCUUAUUAUUUGCAGCCCUUUUGUCAGUUUAUAUUAUUUAUUUGAAAAAUGUCAAAUGAAGUAGACCCUGAGCAUGAACUUGAUGUUGAGAUAUCCGAGCAUGAUGGAAAUCCAUCUGGACAUGGAAUUCUAGAAGCUAUAUCAUCUGCCACUACUUCAGCAAGAAAGAGGAAGAAAACAUCUGCAGUAUGGUUGGAGUUUAUUCAAAUCCCUAAAGAAAAAAGUUCUGAUGGGAGACGGAGAGCAAAAUGUAGAGCCUGUGGGACUGUAUAUUUGGCUGACUCAAACAUCAAUGGCACCAGCACUUUGAGGAGACAUCUUAAGAAUUGUCUCAAACGUGAAAGAAAAUCCCAAAUGUCGAUUCGCUAUUUCUUUAAAGCUGAACCUGCUGAUGAUGCCAAUGGUGGUGCUGAUGCUUUACGAGAUGUGCUAACAGUGAAAGAGAGGGAGGCCAGUGAUACUUCUACACCCCAAAACUCACCAAUUGCUUCUAAUGCAGCUAAUGCAUAGUGUGUUAGAUAUGUCUUUCAGCAGGUAUUUUCUUAUUCUUCUGAAUUUAUCUUUUAUGGUCUAUAAUCUAUACUAAUUUACUUGAUUUGGAUAUAUGCUUGAUGUU